Porites evermanni is the source of this 792-nucleotide messenger RNA. The record is from the annotation of a GenBank genome assembly. NCBI's taxonomy places the organism in Eukaryota, Metazoa, Cnidaria, Anthozoa, Scleractinia, Poritidae.
CAACAAGAAGAGAGAAUACGGCAACUGGAAAGUUCUAGACAGAAUAGCUCAAAUUCAGCAACAGCAUUUGAUUCAACGCUCGCCAAAGAACUUUUACAAAGAAUAACUACAGAAGAAGGAAAGACGGCCAAUCUCGAACUUUUGCUCGUUGAAGGAAACAGAUUAAAUGAAGAACUACAAAGAAAAGUGUCUACCGUAGCCAGGCAACAGGAGUCUUCGAGUGGAACAACCGAUCGACUACAGAGACAGUUCGAGUCCAUGAGUCACUCACUAGCACUUCGUAAUGUUAUGCUGACAGAUUUGGACGAAUCUGUAAGGCAGCAGGAAGUCUCCAGUCACGAUGGAAUUUUGCUUUGGAAAAUCACCGAGUUCGCUAAAAAACAGCAAGACGCCGUCUCCGGGCAACAGACGUCAUUUUACAGUCCGUGCUUCUUUACCAGUCGCUAUGGAUACAAGAUGUGCGCGCGCAUCUACGUGAAUGGUGAUGGUAUUGGAAGAGGGACACACAUCUCGGUAUUCUUUGUUGUCAUGCGUGGUGAGUACGAUGCGUUACUCCGCUGGCCAUUCAGACAGAAAGUUACGUUCAUGCUGCUAGAUCAGAAUAACGUAGAACACGUGAUCGACUCCUUCAGACCUGAUCCAAACAGCUCAUCUUUCCAGAGACCAAGAAGAGAAGCAAACAUCGCUAGUGGGUGCCCUACAUUCUGUCCCUUGUCGGAGUUAAACGAUCAUGCCUACGUCCGAGACGAUACUAUGUUUCUGAAGGUUAUAGUCGAUACGACGGAUUUAUAA